Molecule: messenger RNA, 1086 nt
Organism: Ylistrum balloti
Lineage: Eukaryota; Metazoa; Mollusca; Bivalvia; Pectinida; Pectinidae
Product: beta-1,3-galactosyltransferase 5-like
Exons: 1
Coding region: 1-1086 (361 amino acids)
Cellular component (GO): membrane
Molecular function (GO): hexosyltransferase activity
Source: RefSeq, a predicted model, not a curated record
AUGGCCGACAUCAAGGCUAUUGUAAAGAGUGGAGGGAUGGUGAUCUUUUCACAGAUACAAAGGAAGGCAAGACCCCGACAGCUGUUUGUUCUAAUUUGUAUAUUAAGCUUUAUGUUAUUCUUUAUUCACAUUCUGAACCGAUCAGCACGUGGAAAUACCAAGGUAAUGUGCAGCAUCGUUGAGGCCUUGCGACAUCGUCCCGAGAAAUGUUACAACUGUAACCGUCAUGACUUCCCGCUUCUCAUCAACAGUGAUAAAGUUUGUGCAUUAAAAUCUGGUUCUCCUGUGAUUCAUGUGUUGGUACUUAUAACCAGUAUCCAUAGAAACCGAGCGAAAAGAGACAUGUAUCGGAAAACUUGGCUGACACAUUCCAAAAACAAUACGUCGGAAUUCAGAUAUGCCUUCAUAUUUGGUAACAUUAAUGAUACUGAAGCAAAUGCGGCAUUGUUAGAGGAGAGUAAAAUCUACAAUGAUAUCAUCCAAGAGGAUUUUCAAGAAUCGUAUGUAAAUCUUACUCUAAAAACUAUUAUGGCAUUUAAAUGGGCGUCUACGCAUUGCCCUCAUGCUCAAUUUUUCAUGAAAACAGAUGACGACAUGUAUGUCAAUAUACCUGGUGUCAGAAAGGCUCUCAAUGAUAAUUCUGAACAGCUUAAAACGGCCAUAGGAGGCAAGUGUAUGCAAAUAGAACGCCCUGUGAGAGAUAAGAGUUCGAAAUGGUGUGUUACCUACGAAUAUUAUGGGAGAGAGUAUUACCCUGGCUACUGUGCAGGAACGGGUUAUGUUACAAGUAUGAACAUGGUAAAAGAGGUCUUCAAGGUAUCAAAACAUAUACCAUUUUUCUUCCUGGAAGAUGUGUUUGUUUCAUUAUGUGUUGAAAGGAUUGGUAAAAGUCUUCAUUUGAUAGAAGGAUUUAAUAGUGGGAUGGUGUCUCCUAUCAAUAGUAAAUUAUUCAAAAGUUUAAACUUCAGAACGGCACACCGUGUAUCACCUGAUCUUCUUUUCAAACUUUGGAACGACCAGUGUGUAGGGGAAAAGAUUCAUCCGUAUUUGGAAUUAAAUACAGAAACAAUGUGGACCGAUUGUUAA